Molecule: messenger RNA, 4542 nt
Organism: Eptesicus fuscus (big brown bat)
Lineage: Eukaryota; Metazoa; Chordata; Mammalia; Chiroptera; Vespertilionidae
Gene: MAPK8IP3
Product: mitogen-activated protein kinase 8 interacting protein 3
Exons: 32
Coding region: 167-4177 (1336 amino acids)
Biological process (GO): vesicle-mediated transport
Cellular component (GO): cytoplasm
Molecular function (GO): JUN kinase binding; signaling receptor complex adaptor activity; kinesin binding
Source: RefSeq, a predicted model, not a curated record
CGCAGCAUCAGCACCAGCAGCGGCGGUGGCGGCCGAGCCCUGAGGCCACAUCUUUAGGGGCUGCGACGGAGGCGACGGGCCGCGGUCUCCGGACUACGGGCAGCCAGGGCUGGAGGGCAGGCGCGCCGGCGGACAGCGGGCCGCGCUGGCGGCGGCGGUGGCCGCAAUGAUGGAGAUCCAGAUGGACGAGGGCGGCGUAGUGGUGUACCAGGACGACUACUGCUCCGGCUCCGUGAUGUCGGAGCGGGUGUCGGGCCUGGCGGGCUCCAUCUACCGCGAGUUCGAGCGCCUCAUCCACUGCUACGACGAGGAGGUUGUCAAGGAGCUCAUGCCGCUUGUGGUCAACGUGUUGGAGAACCUGGACUCGGUGCUCAGCGAGAACCAGGAGCACGAGGUGGAACUGGAGCUGCUGCGCGAGGACAACGAGCAGCUGCUCACCCAGUACGAGCGCGAGAAGGCGCUGCGCAAGCAGGCCGAGGAGAAAUUCAUCGAGUUUGAAGAUGCCUUGGAACAAGAGAAGAAAGAGCUACAAAUCCAGGUGGAACACUAUGAGUUUCAGACCCGUCAGCUGGAACUGAAGGCCAAAAACUAUGCAGAUCAGAUUUGCCGGUUGGAGGAGCGAGAGUCAGAAAUGAAGAAGGAGUACAACGCUUUGCACCAGCGACACACAGAGAUGAUACAGACCUACGUGGAGCACAUCGAGAGGUCCAAGAUACAGCAAGUUGGGGGGAACAGCCAGACCGAGAGCAGCCUGCCCGGGCGGAGCAGGAAGGAGCGCCCCACCUCUCUGAAUGUCUUCCCCCUGACCGACGGCAUGGUACGUGCACAGAUGGGGGGCAAGCUCGUGCCUUCGGGGGACCACUGGCACCUGAGUGACCUCGGCCAGCUGCAGUUCAGCUCCACCUACCAGUGUCCACAUGAUGAGAUGUCUCAGUCGGGCCAGUCCUCAGUGGCUGCCACGCCCAGCACCACGGGCACCAAGUCCAACACACCCUCGUCCUCCGUGCCCUCGGCCGCAGUCACACCCCUCAACGAGAGCCUGCAGCCCCUGGGGGAUUACAGCACUGGCACCAAGAACAGCAAGCGGGCUCGGGAAAAGCGCAACAGCCGCAACAUGGAGGUCCAGGUCACGCAGGAGAUGCGAAACGUCAGCAUAGGCAUGGGCAGCAGUGACGAGUGGUCUGAUGUUCCAGACAUUAUCGACUCCACCCCAGAGCUGGACGUGGGCCGGGAGCCCCGCCUCGACCGCACCGGCAACAGCCCGACCCAGGGGAUUGUCAACAAGGCGUUUGGCAUCAACACUGACUCCCUGUACCACGAGCUGUCCACCGCGGGGUCCGAGGUCAUCGGGGACGUGGACGAAGGGGCCGACCUGCUAGGGGAGUUCUCAGUGCGCGAUGAUUUUUUUGGAAUGGGCAAGGAAGUGGGGAAUCUGCUGCUGGAGAACUCACAGCUUCUAGAAACCAAAAACGCCCUGAACGUGGUGAAGAAUGACCUCAUCGCCAAAGUGGACCAGCUGUCUGGGGAGCAGGAGGCGCUGAAGGGGGACUUGGAAGCGGCCAGGCAAGCCAAACUAAGGCUGGAGAGCCGGAUCAAGGACCUGGAGGAGGAGCUGAGGAGAGUGAAGUCCGAGGCCAUCAUUGCCCGCCGUGAACCCAAAGAAGAGGGGGAGGAUGUAAGCAGCUAUCUCUGUACAGAAUUGGACAAGAUUCCCAUGGCGCAGCGCCGCCGCUUCACGCGGGUGGAGAUGGCCCGUGUGCUGAUGGAGCGCAACCAGUACAAGGAGCGGCUGAUGGAGCUGCAGGAGGCUGUGCGGUGGACCGAGAUGAUCAGAGCAUCCCGAGAGCACCCAUCUGUCCAGGAGAAGAAGAAGUCCACCAUCUGGCAGUUCUUCAGCCGCCUCUUCAGCUCCUCGUCCAGCCCCCCUCCAGCCAAGCGGUCCUACCCCUCAGUGAACAUUCAUUACAAGUCACCCACCACGGCAGGCUUCAGUCAGCGCCGCAGCCACGCCCUGUGCCAGAUCUCAGCAGGCAACCGGCCCCUGGAGUUCUUCCCAGAUGACGACUGCACCUCCUCUGCCAGGCGGGAGCAGAAGCGUGAGCAGUACCGCCAGGUGCGCGAGCACGUGCGCAAUGAUGACGGGCGGCUGCAGGCCUGCGGCUGGAGCCUGCCGGCCAAGUACAAACAGCUGAGUCCUAAUGGGGGCCAGGAGGACACACGGAUGAAGAACGUGCCUGUUCCGGUGUACUGCCGCCCUCUGGUAGAGAAGGAUCCAACCAUGAAGCUGUGGUGUGCUGCGGGGGUCAACCUGAGCGGCUGGAAACCCAGUGAGGACCACACUGGGAAUGGAGUCAAGCUGGAGCCAGGCUUUGACCCUCUGACCUGCAACCGGGAAGUGGAAGGAGAAACCAAGAGCAACCACACAUCGCCAGAGAAGAAAAAGGCAAAGGAGCUCCAUGAGACAGACGCCACCUCAAGCCGGGUGUGGAUCCUCACCAGCACCCUGACCACUAGCAAGGUGGUGAUCAUAGAUGCCAACCAGCCGGGCACCGUGGUGGACCAGUUCACCGUCUGCAAUGCCCAUGUCCUGUGCAUCUCCAGCAUCCCCGCGGCCAGCGACAGUGACUACCCUCCAGGGGAGAUCUUCCUGGACAGCGACGUGAACCCUGAGGACUCUGGUGCAGACGGUGUGCUGGCCGGCAUCACCCUAGUGGGCUGCGCCACACGCUGCAAUGUUCCACGAAGCAACUGCUCCUCCCGAGGGGACACCCCAGUGCUGGACAAGGGCCAGGGGGAGGUGGCUACUGUCGCCAAUGGGAAGGUCAACCCUUCACAGUCCACGGAAGAGGCCACAGAGGCCACAGAAGUCCCUGACUCUGGGCCCAGUGAGGCAGAGGCAGCUGCAGUGCGGCCCGGGCCCCUCACGGAACACGUCUUCACCGACCCGGCCCCUGCCCCACCCCCCAGUGCCCAGCCUGGCAGUGAAAACGGGCCAGAGGCGAACCCGAGUGAUGUGCAGCCCGAGCCAGAGCCCAGUGGAGACCCCAAGGGCGCCAGCAGCAGUGCCUCGCCCACCAUGUGGCUGGGAGCGCAGAAUGGCUGGCUGUACGUGCACUCGGCCGUAUCCAACUGGAAGAAGUGCCUGCACUCCAUCAAGCUGAAGGACUCCGUGCUGAGCUUGGUGCACGUGAAAGGACGAGUGCUGGUGGCCCUGGCAGAUGGGACCCUGGCCAUCUUCCACCGCGGUGAAGAUGGCCAGUGGGACCUGAGCAACUAUCAUCUGAUGGACCUGGGCCACCCACACCACUCCAUCCGCUGCAUGGCCGUCGUGUACGACCGCGUCUGGUGCGGCUACAAGAACAAGGUGCACGUCAUUCAGCCCAAGACGAUGCAGAUAGAGAAGUCGUUUGAUGCCCACCCGCGGCGGGAGAGCCAAGUGCGGCAACUGGCAUGGAUCGGCGACGGGGUGUGGGUGUCCAUCCGCUUGGACUCCACACUGCGGCUGUACCACGCCCACACCCACCAGCACCUGCAGGACGUGGACAUCGAGCCCUACGUCAGCAAGAUGCUGGGCACCGGCAAGCUGGGCUUCUCUUUCGUGCGCAUCACGGCCCUGCUUAUUGCGGGCAACCGUCUCUGGGUGGGCACCGGCAAUGGAGUCGUCAUCUCCAUCCCACUGACCGAGACUGUGGUUCUGCACCGAGGCCAGCUCCUGGGGCUCCGAGCCAACAAGACGUCCCCCACAUCUGGGGAGGGGGCCCGCCCAGGAGGCGUCAUCCACGUGUACGGCGACGACAGCGCCGACAAAUCGGCUAGCAGCUUCAUCCCCUACUGCUCCAUGGCGCAGGCUCAGCUCUGCUUCCAUGGGCACCGGGACGCUGUCAAGUUCUUUGUCUCAGUGCCAGGGAACGUGUUGGCCACGCUCAAUGGCAGUGUACUGGACAGUCCGUCUGAGAGCCCCGGGCCUACCGCCCCUGCCUCAGAUGCCGAGGGCCAGAAGCUGAAGAAUGUGCUGGUGCUGAGCGGUGGGGAGGGCUACAUUGACUUCCGCAUUGGCGAUGGGGAGGAUGAUGAGACGGAGGAGAGUGCAGGGGACGUGAGCCAGGUGAAGCCCAUGCUGUCCAAGGCUGAGCGCAGCCACAUCAUCGUGUGGCAGGUGUCCUACUCCCCUGAGUGAGGCAUGGCCUCUAUUGCCCCUACCUGGCACCGUCAUGUACAUAUGCCCCACCCUGCCCCGUGGGGCAGCCCACCAGCCCCUCUAACCUCUCAACCUGCAGCUUUCACCUUAGGUCCGGCCUGGGAGCUGACAGGGGCAGCAAGCAGCAAAGCGGAUCUGGCUGGGAGGUGGGAGGGACAGAGCCUUUGGGGACACCCUUUUCCAAGCAGCUCCUGGCCAGCCCCUCGUCCAGAACCCAGACCCAGGGCACUGGAGGGCCAGAACAAGGCAGAAUUCCGGAGUGAACAGCCCCCAGGGAGCUCCCACCUGCACCACGGGCUCCCCAUCUCACCAGGGGAGGUAGCAGGGUCCUCACUGCCGAGGCC